Molecule: messenger RNA, 1847 nt
Organism: Notolabrus celidotus (New Zealand spotty)
Lineage: Eukaryota; Metazoa; Chordata; Actinopteri; Labriformes; Labridae
Product: perforin-1-like
Exons: 9
Coding region: 1-1557 (518 amino acids)
Source: RefSeq, a predicted model, not a curated record
AUGCUCUCCUUUUCGACCUCCCUUCUUUUCUACCCGGGGCUCCUGCUCUUUGUUUUCUUCCACUCCCCGGUCCUCUCCUGUCAGACUGGGACUCACAGCCAGUGUGUGUCUGCUCCAUUUGUACCGGGCCACAACCUGGUAGGAGAGGGCUAUGAUGUGGUCACCUUGCAGCGUAAAAGAGCCUACCUGACUGAUGUUAAAAACUACCUCACCCCUAAAGGCACCUGUACUCUCUGCUCCAACCCAAAGCAGGGCAACGUGUUACAGAAGCUGCCAGUCUCUGCAGUGGACUGGCGUGCAAUCAACUACUGCUACAAUCAUCUCUCCAGCAUGAGACAUAACACUGCCAGCUCGCUGUCGGAAGCUUACACCUCCCAGGACAGUUCAAGCUGGAAGUUUGGACUAGACUUAAAGAAGUAUGGUGACCUACAAUUUGGAGGAACACACUCCGCUGUGUAUAACUUUGCUGCAGCCAAAAGCAGAGAGGACCGCUACACCUUCAGCUCUCACAUGGCGCUCUGUGCCCAUUACAGUUACCGUGUGUCGAACAGCCCAGCCCUCAGCUCUGAGUUCAGCAAGGAUAUUGCGACACUGCCAAUGAACUACAACUCUGCAACCAGGGCCCAGUACAAACAAAUCAUACAGACCUACGGCACACAUUACAUCCGCCAGGCUCUUCUUGGAGGGCGAUUAAGGCGAGUCACGUCUACACGUACAUGCUUGUCCAGACUGAAUGGCCUAUCUGAGUGGGGGGUGCACAGCUGCAUAUCAGGGGGAGUCAAUGUAGGCCUGGGGAACACCAAAGUGACUGGCAGUUUACAGACCUGUAGCAAAAAGCUAGAGAGUCAGGCCUUUGCCUCACACAGCACAAGUUCUCAAAAUCAGCAUAUCACUGAGGUGGAAGGAGGAACAGGGUGGACAGGAGAGUUUUCCCUCACCCGCAAUGACUCUCUGGGCUACCGCAAUUGGCUGAAAACUCUCAAGGAUCACCCUGAUAUUGUCAAGUAUUCCCUGAGACCAAUGUACAUGCUAGUGUCACAUGAGACACGAAAGAAGGGAUUGAAGGCUGCCACAGAAGAGUACCUGAAAGAGAACGCCAUCAGCAAACCAUCCAGACCACCCUACUGCGGCAGCAGACAACCUAACCUUGAUUACAACUGCUGUCCUCUGAAGGCGUGGAGUGGAACACUGGUAGUGACCAUCGUCAGAGCCUGGAGUCUGAAAGGAGAUAGAUGGGGCAAGACUGACGGAUAUGCCAAAAUAAGGUAUGGUUCCUUUGCCGGAAAAACCAGAAUGAUCAGGUCGAACUACCCAUACUGGAAUGCUCGUUUUUCCGUGGGCAAGGUGGACACACGCUUGAAUCUGAACGUCGAAGUCUGGGAUGAAGACUGGGGCAGAGAUGACCGUCUGGGAUCAUGUAACAGGAAGCUCAGCCAGGGUACACGCACAUACUCCUGCCCAGCAAAGAGAGGUGGUGUGCUGAUCCGAUACACUCUGACCUGUGACCGUCACCUGACUGGAGCUAAAUGUGACCAGUACAAACCCUCUCCAAAAUGAGGAAAGCAUUCUGAGUGGCAUGAUCUGUUAACAGGUUUAAGACUUGCACUAAAUCAGGUGAAGUUACUUUCCUGUAGUGCCAGCAAGAAGAAGUCACACAUAUACUAAAUAUUAUUACAGUUUAUUUUAAGUGCUUAAUCUAAUAUUUUUGUGAUUGAAUAUAUAAGAGGGUUUUUUAGACUUUGUUUGUUGGGCCACAUUUUGAUCAUGAAACUAAAACUGUCAUGUAUGAUUGGUGAUUAGGGAUAGAUUGUUUUGUUUAUUUUUUCUUGUGCUAAUAAAGACCUUAA